This is a messenger RNA of Papilio polytes (common Mormon), 869 nucleotides long. It is a transcript of the gene dUTPase, whose product is annotated as deoxyuridine 5'-triphosphate nucleotidohydrolase. Gene Ontology annotation, molecular function: magnesium ion binding; dUTP diphosphatase activity. Bases 183 to 626 code for a protein of 147 amino acids. Gene Ontology annotation, biological process: dUMP biosynthetic process; dUTP catabolic process. Lineage: Eukaryota; Metazoa; Arthropoda; Insecta; Lepidoptera; Papilionidae. The record is from RefSeq and is a predicted model, not a curated record. The transcript is spliced from 3 exons.
CAGUGUCGAGUUCGCUUUCGCUUCGCGCCAAUAUUUCUUUCAUAUUUCUCUUUAUGUUUAGUCAGUUUUAGAUUAACUUAAAUAUUUCUUUUUUUCAGUUUUAUCACAUUUAAAUAACAGUAACUAUCAUUAUUACGCGCAGUUUUUCUUCACUGUUUAAAGCUCUCCGUACAAAAUAUAAAAUGCCGGGUGCAAACGAAGUAACUUUGAAAGUCACUCGCCUCACCGAACAUGCUUUCCUACCUGUAAAAGGGUCUGAAAAGGCUGCUGGAUUUGACUUAAAAAGUGCAUAUGAUUAUACAGUGCCUGCCCGUGGUAAACAAUUGAUAAAAACUGAUCUUCAGAUAGAAUUGCCGUCUGGAUGUUAUGGACGUGUAGCUCCACGUUCAGGUUUGGCAGUCAAAAAUUUCAUUGAUGUUGGUGCCGGUGUGAUUGAUGAAGAUUAUCGUGGCAAUGUUGGAGUAGUACUCUUCAAUCAUUCAGAUCAGAAUUUUGAUGUCAAGAAAGGUGAUAGAAUUGCGCAAUUAAUCUGUGAACAAAUCUUCCACCCAGUUUUAGAGGAAGUUAGCAAUCUUUCAGAUACCACAAGGUCAGAUGGAGGAUUUGGUUCUACUGGAAUGCAGUAAUUGUUGACUUUAUUUUACUUAAUAAGCUUAGCAUUAUUGCUGGUCCUCUCGUAAUUUUAAUGAUUAGUAAGAACUAUAGUUUUAAAUUGAUUAAUAAGUAAUGAUGUAAAUGUAAGAGUAACAGAAAACUGUUAUAUGUGCCUGUUUUGUAUUAUAUAUAGCAGCGGAAUACUUAUAACAAAUGAUUGUAGGUAACAGACCAAUUAUGUUUCCCAAGUAAAUAAAACUCAUGUUUCUUUAAAA